AUGGAUUCAUGGAUACCAUUGGUUAUACCUUCGUUUAUUUUUUCUUUUAAUAUUCAAUUUCUGGCGCCAUUGAAUUUUUCGCGUUUGUUUUGGUUAAAAUUAUUUUAUUGUGAUAUGAUGGCUUCUGCAGAUAUGACAGUAAAUAAAUUAGAAAGCUAUAUUGAACUAUAUCAUCAAGAAAUAUUCGAGGCCAUAAACAUAGGUGAUAUUAAACGACUUAAAGAUAUACUUGAUGAAUUGGAUCGUCAUAAACCACCAACGAUCAAGAAAGAGGUGCUCAAUAUGGGUUAUCGAAAAGUAGGUGAUUUAACAGCAUUAAGUGUAGCAAUUGAAAAAGAACAUAAACUUAUCACUGAAACAUUAGCUAAAUGUCACGAAGUCGAUGUGAACAAAGCAUCGUUAUUAGGUAUUACACCACUAUUAUUAGUUGCCGAAGUUGGUUGGCUGGAUAUACUUAAUAUUUUAUUACAACGUGGUGCUCUUGUUGAUGCAGCACCAUUUGGUAAACUAGCUGAAUAUAAUAAAAUAGCUGGUCUAACACCAUUAAUUAGCGCAACGAAAUAUAAUCAUCCUGAAUGUGUUAAAUGUUUAUUAGCACAUCAUGCUAAUCCAAAUCAUCAAAAUCAUUCGGGUAUAUCAGCAUUAAUGCUUGCAGCUGAGCAAGGUUAUUUUGAAUGUGUUAAAUUACUUAUACAAGCUGAAGCUUAUCUAGAAUUAGCACCAAGUGGUUUAGUAGCAUUAAGAUUGAAUUUAUAUGGUCAAACACCAUUAUUUUGUGCAGCUAAAGGAGGUCGUACAGAUAUCGUUAAAUGUUUAUUAGUUUGUGGAGCUAAUCCACGUGUUCAAACUAAUAAUGGUGUUAGUGCUUUAUGGAUUUCAUCACAAAAAGGUUUUUUAGAAGUUGUUGAAUUAUUAUUAAAUGCUGGUGCUGAAACACAUGUUGCUCCAUUUGGUUAUCGAGCUGAUAAAUUAACAAUAACUGGUUGGACACCACUUUAUGCAGCAAUGAAAUCACAAAAAUUUGAUGUUGUUAAAUUACUUCUUAAACAUGGUGCUAAUCCAAAUGCUGUAACAAAAUUUUGUUUGACACCAUUUUUACUUGCAUGUAAAAUAUGUGAUUUAGAUAUAAUUGAAGCAUGUAUUGUAGCUGGUGCUGAUAUUAAUUUUACAUUAAGUGGUUCAAAUGCUAAUGAUUUAAAUAUUACUGGUGAAACAGCAUUAUUUAUAGCUACAUUAAAAGAUCGUAUUGAUGUUGUGAAAUUUUUAAUUGAAAAAGGAGCACAAGUCAAUAUACAAAAUCAUUGUGGUGUAUCACCAUUACAUCUCUGUGCUAAAUCGGGUAAUCAAGAACUUGUUCAAAUGCUUAUUCAAGCUGGUGCUAAUGUUAAUAUCGCACCACAAGGAAAAAUACCUAUAGAAACUUUACUUGCUGUUGAGACACCUCUUAUUGCUGCAGCUAAAAAAGGUCAUGUCGAAAUUUGUGAAUAUCUUAUUCAAAAUGGUGCCGAUGUUAAUGCUGUAACAAUGACUGGCGUUACACCAUUGUAUACAACAACUGAAGAAGGUCAUUUAGAUGUUGUUAUUUUGUUGAUACGUCAUGGUGCUGAUAUAAAUCAAUCACCAAAAGGACAUGUUGCACGUGAUCUUCAUAUUGAAAAUCAAACACCUUUAUUAAUAGCAUAUAUAAAUGUAACAUCUGAACGUGGUUCAUCACCAUUUCUUACUAUUUGUCAACAUAAUAAUGUUGAAUUAGCAAGAUUAUUUAUUCAACAUGGGGCACGACACGAUAUUGAAGUAAAAAAUGUAUUUAAUAGAAAAAUUAAUGGUUUAAUUGUUGCUGUUGAAUCGAGUUCAAUAGAUAUUAUACGUUUAUUAAUUGAAGCCGGUUUAGAUGUUAAUUACAAGAUAGAAGGAGAAGAUGAAACAGCUGGUCGUACACCUUUAUUUUGUGCAUGUGUGAAAGGCUUACAAGAUAUUGUUAAAUAUUUAAUUGAACAAGGAGCUGAUGUCAAUGGAACAGAGAACAGUGGUCAGUCAUGUUUACACAUUGCAGCAGCUAUGGGUCAUGCUGUUAUAGUUCAAAUCCUAUGUGAACAUGGUGCAAAUGUUAAUCAACUAUUUCAUUUGGAAGGAAAAGAUGUAACUGCAUAUGAUUUAGCCGAAUCUUUGCAGCAUGAUCAUGUAUGUCAAGUACUCAAAAGUUUUAAUGCAAGACAAUCACCUCAUUGUGAAUUAUCAAGCAAUCCAGAAACUAACUAA
Rotaria sordida is the source of this 2259-nucleotide messenger RNA. Lineage: Eukaryota; Metazoa; Rotifera; Eurotatoria; Philodinida; Philodinidae. The record is from the annotation of a GenBank genome assembly.